This is a messenger RNA of Argiope bruennichi, 1470 nucleotides long. RefSeq names its product adenylyltransferase and sulfurtransferase MOCS3-like (gene Uba4). The record is from RefSeq and is a predicted model, not a curated record. Lineage: Eukaryota; Metazoa; Arthropoda; Arachnida; Araneae; Araneidae. The transcript has a single exon. Gene Ontology annotation, biological process: protein urmylation; tRNA wobble position uridine thiolation. Bases 132 to 1442 code for a protein of 436 amino acids. Gene Ontology annotation, molecular function: thiosulfate-cyanide sulfurtransferase activity; adenylyltransferase activity; URM1 activating enzyme activity. Gene Ontology annotation, cellular component: cytosol; cytoplasm.
GUAACUGUAACGGAAAUUGUGUUUAUAUUUUAUUUCGGGUGUGAUGCACGUUUUUUUUUUUUUUAAAGGUGAAUUACAGUUACCUACUUUCAUACUAAAUAUUACAAACAAGUAGAUUUAAAGCAGUGUAAAUGGAGGAAGAUGUAAAGAGUUUAAAAGAAAUAAUCAAGCAACGAGAUGCUGAGAUUAUUCGGCUGAAAUCGAUUUUAGAAAAUACAAAUAAUUUUAAAGAAACAUUAAACACUAUUGAAAAAAAAUCUUUCCUUUCUUCACAAGAUAUUUCACGGUACAGUCGACAACUUAUUUUGCCCGAAAUAGGAGUUUCUGGCCAAAUUUCUUUAAAACAGACUUCUGUAUUGAUUGUUGGAGCUGGUGGACUAGGAUGUCCUGCUGGAUUAUACUUAGCUGCAGCUGGAAUUGGUGAAAUUGGUAUAGUUGAUCAUGAUGUAGUAGAAAUAAAUAAUUUACAUCGUCAAAUAGCUCAUACAAUGAACUCUAUUGGUGAAGAAAAAAGCAAGUCUCUACAGCGGGCCAUUAAGGAAAUCAAUCCCAGCAUAAAAUGCUGUGCAUAUUCUGUGUUACUUAAUUCUACAAAUGUGGAAGAAAUAAUUAAACCUUAUAGUAUAAUCCUUGAUGCUUCGGAUAAUGUACCUACUAGAUAUUUGUUGAAUGAUGUUGCUGUCCUUUUUAAAAAACAUCUGGUUUCUGGUUCAGCUUUAAGAUUUGAAGGCCAGUUGACUGUUUACAAUUAUUUAGAUGGACCUUGUUAUCGUUGUUUAUUCCCUAAACCACCUGCAGCUGAUACAGUUACAAACUGCUCAGAUGGUGGUGUAUUGGGUGUUAUUACUGGUGUAAUUGGUUCCUUACAAGCUUUAGAAGUAAUAAAAAUAGCUGCAGGACACCAUCCUUCCUAUUAUAAAAAAAUGUUACUCUUUGAUGGUUUUAGUGGUGAUUUCAGAGUUCUUAAAUUGCGAAGUAAAAAAAGUGAUUGUGAAAUAUGUGGAAAAGAACCAUUAAUUAAAAAACUGAUUGAUUAUGAAUUGUUUUGCAAUAGGCCAGCAACUGAUAAAGAUUUUAAUUUAUCACUUUUGCCAGAUACUGAAAGAAUUUCUUGUAAGAAACUCAAGCAAAUUUUUGAUGAAGAUUCUAAAUGCAUAUUGUUAGAUGUCCGUCCUGUUAAUGAGUUUAAAAUAUGCAGUUUAUCUAAAUCAAUAAAUAUACCUAUUGAUAAACUUGAACUAGAGAAUUCAUUAAUAGAGUUGAAAAAUUUAAUAGAUGAAACUGGAUAUAGUGAUAAUUAUAUCAUUUGUAGACGCGGUAAUGAUUCACAAAAAGCUACUGUUGCGCUAAGAAAACUUAUUCCAACUUGUACUUGGCAUGAUGUAAUAGGUGGCCUACAUGCUUGGCACCAUGAAAUCGAUUCAUCUUUUCCUUUGUAUUAAUAUUAAAUAAAAAUGAAAAGUGUAUGAA